Lingula anatina is the source of this 423-nucleotide messenger RNA. RefSeq lists its product as uncharacterized. The record is from RefSeq and is a predicted model, not a curated record. Lineage: Eukaryota; Metazoa; Brachiopoda; Lingulata; Lingulida; Lingulidae.
UGUGGGGUCUAUUUCUAGCCAUAUUUAUCCCAGUACUGCUGGUUUCCAUCGCUUUCACUCUGGCCUGGUUCAUAUACAAGAAACACAACAAUGCUGGGCACAGAAGGCACCUCCUAAUGAAAGAAAGCAUUUACACCACCGUUCAGAACCCAAUGUAUAAGACAGGGUUGGCGGAUACUCCCACUUCGGGAAACAAAGCCAUGGCGUCGUUUAAAGGAAAGCGUCCUUUCUGCAAUCAGCUUGGUGAUGACGUACACUACAGAAUGGAUAGAAUAGCUGAAGAAACAUCCUUUGAUGUCAACCGCUGUCAUUCCAUCGAAGAAAGAACUGUUGAGAUCUACGAUAUCGUAGAUUUUACACAAAUCAGAAUAUAAAUGUUCGUUGUGUAAAGAGUGACAAUGAAGGUUACGUAACUAAAUACAU